CCAAUCCUUGACACCCCCCCCCCCCUCAUCCCGACUGCUGGCGUCUCCCACGUGAAGAGCCACGCCCACAUUCAUUACACCACACCCACGCUCGUUACCGACACCGUCACCCACACCCCUCCUUUGGCUCGCCUUCACCUGACUUGGUACUUCCACCCAGGUACAGUACAUAAGCCGCCACACCACUCUUCACAUUUCUCUUUCCCCUCUCCAUCUCCAUCCACCGCCAGCACUCUGCCCACCGCCAGCGACGUCCACGUGAGCCCCUCUCAAAACGUCUGUGCGCUUCCCUGCUCGGUGCCUGCCAUCUCCCAGCCCCUCUCGCGUGACUUUUGCGCGUUGCCAUCGUUCUUCCUGACCUUUCGACCGCCUCUUGCCCAUGCUCUAGGGCUAUAACGACACCAACGACCAUACACCUGCUCCUAUAGUACUACCCCGGACGCCUCUACGCGAGUACCCACGCUCCUACCUUUCCACCCCUUACCCUUGCUCCAUCCCACACCUCCUCUACCACACACUCCGCCAUGCGUGCUGCCUCCUCCCUCACCAUCCUUGCCUCAUGCCUCAGUGCCGCUUCCUGCGUAUCUGCUGCCACUGCCGACCAAUGGAAGGGCAAGUCAAUAUACCAACUGAUCACCGACCGGUUCGCUCCUGUCUCGGAUACGGCACCCGCUCGCUCCUCCCCCAUCCCUGACACCUGCAACCCCAUUGACCAGACCUGGUGCGGAGGAACUUGGCUUUCUAUCAUUGACAAGCUUGACUACAUUUCCGGCAUGGGCUUUGACGCCAUCUGGAUCUCCCCUGUCUCCCAAAACACCGACGUAAAAACUGCCUACAAUUACGCCUACCACGGCUACUGGGUCAAUGACCCCCUCACCCUCAACGCCCGCUUCGGUACAUCAGACGACUUGAAGUCGCUGGUGAAAGCCCUUCACGACAGGGGAAUGUACAUCAUGGUCGAUAUCGCCGUCAACAACAUCCCUGGUACUUCCUACAACGACUCGCUCAGCUCUACUGCGCUGAAAGCCGACGGUUCUCGCUGGACUGAUCCCGCCCAGUUCCACACCCGGUGCGACAUCGACUACAACAAUGCCACGUCUGUCGAGUAUUGCUGGCUGGGUGACGAGAAGUUGCCUUUGAUGGAUGUCAACACCGAGAAUGCAGAGGUCAUUUCGACUUUGCAGACUUGGAUUGCCAACUUCACCGCCGAGUACGAGAUUGAUGGUCUGAGAAUUGAUGCGGCCAAGCAUGUUCCCGGGUCGUUCUGGACUGGAUUCUGUGGAGCCGCUGGUGUUUUCUGCAUUGGCGAGGUGUACGGUGAUGACGUUGACUUUGCCGCCUCUUUCCAAUCCGAAAACUAUCUCGACUCUGUCCUCAACUUCCCUCUCUACUACGGCAUCGUCAACUCUUUCGGCUCGCCUAAAGCCAACAUGACCUCUUUCGUUGAGCACGCCACCGAUAUCAUCGGUACCUUCCCCAACCCCGAUCUGUUGGGCAACUUUAUCGAGAACCAUGAUCUGCCGAGGUUCAGAAACACGACGGCGGAUUCGCAGUUGGCGUAUAAUGCGAUGGCGGCGCAAUUCAUCUUUGAUGGCUUACCUACCGUCUACUAUGGUCAAGAACAAGACCUCGCUUCUGGUUCAGCUGACCCUUACAACCGUGAAGCCCUCUGGCCCACCGAGUACGCCAACACCACCACCUACAACCAUAUCGCCCGUCUGAACGCCAUCCGCCACGCCGUCAUCAACAACGGUACCACUUUCAACGACAAGACUUUCCUCGAGUCAACGACCAAGAUCGUGGCUAGUACGGGAUAUGAUGUUGCUUUCAGGAAGGGACCGUUACUUGCUGUUUUGACCAACCGAGGAAGUCCUAAUGAGAAUGCCAACUUUGGUGUGCCGACUGGCUGGCCCUCCCAAUCUUCCGUUGUCGACCUCCUGUCUUGCAAGCAAUACACCGUCGGCUCUGGUGGUGCCAUCACCAUUUCCUACUCUGCUUCCGGCUACGGUGGCAUGCCAUACGUCUUUACCGCGCAGGACGAUACCCCGGCUCUGCAGCUUUGUGGCGACGCGGGCGUUGCCAAAUAUGUCAGCAGCAACACUACGGCUGUGACGAGUGCUGGAGAGAAGGUGGUUGGCGUAUCGAUGGGCUUGGGCAUGGGAGUGAGUGCGCUGGUAGCGGGGAUGGUUGGAGCUGGGCUUUUGACGCUGUGAUCAAGCCUCGUCUCUUCUUUGACCCAUAUACCAUUCCGCAUCAUGCCUCCCUCCUCCCUUCGCUGCAUCAUCCAUACCCCUUCAUCAAUCAUUCAACAUUCCUACUAUCGGCAUACCGAUUCUUCAUCCGCACACGCCCCCCAAACCACGGCAAUCUUUUGACCUCACUGUCUUUCCCGCAUUUCACAUGGCUUAUAAUUUCAAAACAGACACCGCUUUUUCAGUAACUUCAUGCUGUAUAUUGCGCUCAUCUGCGCUAUCAAGUGAUACUUUUUACUUUGGUUUAUAAUCACUCUUUUCAUCACAGUAUACUCCAAUCUUCAUUCUUCGCUCAACCUUCCAUUUAUCGUGUGGUUUUCAAUACGGACUUUUAUUCUAUACCGUAGGAGUAUGUGUUGUAUCUGUAGAAUUUGGGAGGAUGAGGCUUUGACGAGCCGGUGCUCGGGAGGGGGUUAUGGUAGCUAGGAUAGAAUGGCCAUUUUAUGCUAUGCAACCCAAAUGAGCAACCACAUUUAUGCGAGUCUCUUCUUUUGCACUACUACGACAUAGUCAUUCAACAUGUGCCUCGCGGACAUAUAAAAUGAACCACCGGCUUGAGAAUGCAAAAGCUUUGUUGGCA
Cryptococcus amylolentus CBS 6039 is the source of this 2832-nucleotide messenger RNA. RefSeq lists its product as hypothetical. The coding region runs from base 525 to 2213 and encodes 562 amino acids. Gene Ontology annotation, molecular function: alpha-amylase activity; calcium ion binding. NCBI's taxonomy places the organism in Eukaryota, Fungi, Basidiomycota, Tremellomycetes, Tremellales, Cryptococcaceae. The transcript has 7 exons. The record is from RefSeq and is a predicted model, not a curated record. Gene Ontology annotation, biological process: carbohydrate catabolic process.